AUGGCUCCGCCUGGAAGGAGACCAGAACCUCGUGGAACUCCUACCGAGGAACUGCUAGCGCAGAAUUUGCAGCAGUUGACCCAACUGACUCAAACUUUGGGAAAUGCGCUUCUCAAUAAUCAACGGGGAGGGCCAGAUGUGGCUAAGAUCAUAGCUGGGCAUCGUCCUCCAUUCUUCACUGGUAAGGAAGAUCCACUAGUGUUAGAAGAUUGGAUAAGGACUUUCGACAAAAUGUUUGAGGCUGUAGAAUGUCCUGAAGAAAGGAGGGUGGAGAUAGCUACAUUCUAUUUCCAGCAAGAAGCUGACAACUGGUGGAGUAUGAUGGGACCCAUGUAUCAACAACAAGGAGAAUUUCAAUGGACUGACCUUAAAGCUCGAAUGCGGGAUCAUUUUUAUCCCGAGCAUGUUAAGUCCGCUAAGUACGAGGAAUUUCUACAUCUACGUCAAGGGACGACAUCUGUUCAGGACUACUAUGCUAAGUAUCUUGAGCUGGCACGAUUUGCCCCUGCCUUAGCCCCGGAUGAGCCAAGCAGGGCUAGGAAGUUUGUAAAUGGAUUAAAUUUUGAGACUCAAAAAGCCGUUUGUGUGUUUGAGUGUCAGACUCUUGGAGAGGCUUAUAACCGGGCUGCCAAACAUUAUCGAGUCCAACAGAUGCAGAAGGAGGUUCGUGAGAAGGGUAAGAGGAAAUUUGAAGGUAGUAGCAGAGGGGGAGAGAAGAACUCUAAGAUGAGUCAAGGAGAGGCUAUUCGGGAUUACCAAAGAAGUGGGAUUCCCAGACCUAGGAGGGAUUUUCCAACUCAAAGUACGGGGAUGACUAGUAGAGGAUGGAUGAAGGAGAGGCAUUUCUACUGUAAAAGAUGUGGGAAGGAUCAUCCCGGUGUCGAUUGUAUAGGGAUGCCGGUAGAAUGCUUCAAUUGUGGGAAGAAGGGCCAUCGCUCAUUUGAAUGUCAAACUAGCAGGAGGGAAGGGUCAUUCCGUCCUAGCCAGAGUCAAGAAAAGACCCAACAAUCUGGAAUACAAGUGAAGGCUAGGAAUGGAGGGAACAUGGCAAAUAGUAACACUGAGAGCACCAGCAAGGCACCAACUAGCAGGAGUGGACCCCAGCAAGGGAGGAUCUUUGUGAUGAGUAAAGCUCAGGCGGAUGUGAGCGAUGUGGUGGCAGGUUUGUAG
Ipomoea triloba (trilobed morning glory) is the source of this 1170-nucleotide messenger RNA. RefSeq lists its product as uncharacterized. The record is from RefSeq and is a predicted model, not a curated record. Bases 1 to 1170 code for a protein of 389 amino acids. The transcript has 2 exons. NCBI's taxonomy places the organism in Eukaryota, Viridiplantae, Streptophyta, Magnoliopsida, Solanales, Convolvulaceae. Gene Ontology annotation, molecular function: nucleic acid binding; zinc ion binding.